UUCUUUGCGGCUUGAAUACAUUUAAACAUCCACUUUGUGUCCGCUGUUCGGGGCAAAUCGUCUUUUUUCGUUUCAACCGCGGACUGUGCCGUCCGUCGGUAGCACAAGCAAGAAGCUGCCUGUGAGGGGAUCCGAGUCUCAUGUGGACAUCAGCUGUACGGGGAUAAACACGGACUCCUCCUGUCGCUGGCAAAGAUGGCUCACCUUACUGCACUUUUCAAGUAUGUGGACGAACACCAGGAUCUGUAUGUGCAGCGCCUCGCUGAAUGGGUCGAAGUCCAGAGCGUGUCUGCUUGGCCAGAGAAGCGAGGGGAGAUCAAGAAGAUGAUGGAGAUGGCAGCCAAGGACAUUGAGAAGCUGGGGGGCACAGUGGAGAUGGUGGACAUUGGCAAACAGAAGCUUCACUCUGGAGAGGAGAUCCCCCUGCCUCCUAUUGUCCUGGGGCGUUUGGGGUCAGACCCGGGUAAGAAGACUGUGUGUAUCUACGGCCACCUUGAUGUCCAGCCAGCCAGUAUUGAUGACGGCUGGGAUACGGAGCCUUUCACUCUGGUGGAGAAAGAUGGUAAACUCUAUGGAAGAGGCUCCACUGACGACAAGGGUCCAGUGUUGGCUUGGUUUAACUGCAUCGAGGCCUACCAGAAGAUCCAACAGGAGCUUCCCAUCAACAUCAAAUUCUGCUUCGAGGGGAUGGAGGAAUCUGGAUCUGAGGGCCUGGAUGAACUGGUGUUUUCUCGAAAAGACACCUUCUUAAAAGACGUGGACUAUGUCUGCAUCUCUGACAACUACUGGCUGGGCAAGACCAAACCCUGCAUCACCUACGGUCUGAGAGGAAUCUGCUACUUCUUCAUUGAGGUUGAGUGCUGUGAGAAGGACCUACAUUCGGGGGUGUUUGGUGGCUCUGUUCAUGAGGCCAUGACUGACCUUAUUACACUUAUGGGCUCCCUAGUAGACAAGAAGGGGAAGCUUUUGAUUCCGGGGAUUUAUGACGAUGUUGCCCCUCUGACAGAUGACGAAAAAAAGCUGUAUGAAAAAAUUGAUUUUGACUUGGAUGAGUACUGCAAAGACGUUGGAGUUAAACACCUGCUGCAUGAAACCAAGGAGCAAAUCCUGAUGCACCGCUGGAGGUACCCAUCUCUUUCUCUUCAUGGUAUUGAGGGUGCUUUCUCUGAAGCAGGAGCCAAGACGGUUAUCCCCCGAAAGGUCAUCGGCAAGUUCUCCAUCCGCCUCGUCCCUGACAUGGACCCCAAAGUUGUGGAGAAGCAGGUUAUCGACCAUCUGCAGAAGAAAUUUGCUGAACUGGGAACCCCCAACAAAAUGAAAGUGUACAUGGGCCACGGAGCAAAGGCCUGGGUCUCCGACUUCAACCACCCGCACUACAUGGCUGGUCGAAAGGCCAUGAAGACAGUCUUUGGUGUGGAGCCUGACCUGACUCGUGAAGGGGGAAGCAUCCCCGUCACCCUGACAUUUCAGGAGGCCACAGGGCGUAAUGUCAUGCUGCUUCCUGUUGGGUCCUCUGAUGAUGGAGCCCACUCCCAGAACGAGAAAAUCAACAGAUCCAACUACAUUCAGGGAAUCAAGAUGCUGGGUGCAUACUUCCAUGAGGUUUCCCAGCUGGAAUGAAAUGAUACCUCAUCAUGAAAACUGAAAAAUAACCUCCAUCCUCCCUAUCACAGCCAUAGCCUUAGUGGUAUGAUUUAUCUUCCACAGUAUAUUAUACACACUGCCUCCUAAUAAUAAAAGUGUUUUUCUUUGUUACA
Toxotes jaculatrix (banded archerfish) is the source of this 1757-nucleotide messenger RNA. RefSeq names its product carnosine dipeptidase 2 (gene cndp2). Lineage: Eukaryota; Metazoa; Chordata; Actinopteri; Toxotidae. Gene Ontology annotation, biological process: proteolysis. Bases 196 to 1620 code for a protein of 474 amino acids. Gene Ontology annotation, molecular function: metallodipeptidase activity. The record is from RefSeq and is a predicted model, not a curated record. Gene Ontology annotation, cellular component: cytosol. The transcript has 12 exons.